UACGUCAUUAACCCCCACCCCGCCUCGUGCCACAAUGACUGUUUGGCUUGUCAGCUGAACUGGGCGCGCUCCUCCUUGUCUAAGAUAUGAAAACUGUCAGUUAAGGUCAGUUGUUUUGGUCAAAGGUGUGUAGAGUAGAGAAGAACUGGGGCUGUUGAUGUCAGAGCAGCGUCACGACUCUGCGGCUCCCUGGCGGCUGGCGCCCUUUGUAACGUUACCGCUAAAGUGAAUGACUGUGUUGCUGGUUUCUUUACCCCAGCUACAGACUCCUAUGGCUCCAGGAACUUCCUGAUUCUGGAUCUGUCGAGCAGUAAUAGGAAAGGCCCAAGCAAAGAGAGAUGAGCUGGGCUGAGGAGGACUGGACGGUGGGGCUAUCUGGACGGGUCCUGCAAAAGGUUAAGGAGUUGCAGGUCCACCAGGAGCGACUGUCCAGAGAGAACAAGCAGAAACAGCUGCAACUGGACAACAUUCAUACAAGCCUCGAAAAACAGACUGUGAAGUAUGAGGAGGUCCGUGGCGAGCUCCAGUGUGUGCAAAGAGAGCUCCAGAGUGUUCGACAGGAGGCCAAGGCAGCAGUGACCAGCAGUGACCGCCUGACCCAGGAGCUCCAGAUCAAGCAGGCCCAAGUAUGUUCUUUGGAGGGCCAGCGAGAUGCUGCUCGCACCCUCAACAACAAACUCACCCAGGAAAUCAAAAGACUGGAGGCAGAGCUGGAGAAUCUGCAGAAUAGCAGCAGAUUGGCAGACACCACUCUGUUUUCUACACCCUGCUGGAAUACAACCUCACCCUGGGAACACAAUGGGAGCAGAAAGCAGGAGAGGUCAGAGCAUAGAGAUGAAAGACCAAGUCGGCCGCUUCACAUCCGACAGCAGCUCCAGUUCUCUGAAGGAAGCACAGCCUCGUUACCACGACACCAAAACAACAGCACACCCCACCGCCAUCCAUCCGACCAAUCAGACACCUUCUCUUCUACUCCCUUGUCUGCAUUUCCGUGGGAACGGGAUGACUCGAGGCCAGCAGCCAGGAGACCGUCCCCCUCUGCUCCCCAGACGCCCUGCACUGCUGUCAUCAGUAAAGGCCAGCAGGAACAGAGGGUUUAUGGGAAGGAGAAGGACCACAGGACAGAGACAGACACAUCUUUAUCAGAAGUGCUGAGUCGUGUAUCUGCUCUGGAAGAGGAGCUGGGUGCGAAGGCCGGGAUGUUGAAGUCUGUUCAGAACGAAAUGGUGCAAAGCAAAAAGGAGCUCACGGCCAGGGAGCUCAGCCUUCAGAAAGCCCGCGACGAACUCAGCCUGGCACACACAGGCAUGGCCCAGGAGAGAGAACGGGCAUCAGGAUCAGAGCAGAGGCUGAAGCAGCUACAAGAGGAGCUGAAGUGUCAGAGGCAAAAUGCAGAGAGCAGCCGACUGCAACACCAGCAACGCUCUAAGGAGCUGGAGAAACAACAUCAGAGGGAUUUGACGGAGCUUCAGAAGGAGAGGCAGUGUCUGGAGAAGCAGCAUCAGCAGGAAGUGAAUAAGCUCAACCAGGAGCUCCAGCAGGCAAGGACGCUCCACAAUGCCCUGCAGGCCCAAGCUGACAAGCUGUCUCUACAGAAGCAGGCGUUGGACAAAGAGUUGGACACUCUGAAAGAGAAACUAAAGUGGACGGAGGGGCAGCUGCAGGAGUGCCAGAAGAAAGAGGCACAGACACAAGCCAAACUGACGGAAGCCCUGCGUGAGGCAGAGGGUGUGGCAAUGAGUCUGGAGCAGAGCAGGAAAAGAGAGCGAGGUCUGGAGGAGGAGGGGAGGAGACUGGCAGAGGAGCGAGCCGACACCCUUCGUCUCCUCAAAGAACUGCAGGCGCAGCAAACUGUCCCAGCACCCCCUCAACAACCUGUCCAGUUUUGCCCUGUUGGACAGAGUUUCUCCCCUCAAACUUCUUACUCUCUUCAUUCUCGACCAUCAACUCACAUCAAGGGGCCCAGCACCGCCACCCUAGCCGAGCAAAAGAGGGAAGAGGAUGUGGAUAAGAGAAGGGCAGAGAUUGCAGCAUCUUACCCAUCUGACAGAGAGCCAGGAGAAGGCAUUGACUCGGAAGACAUCAGCAACCUUAUCUCCCCAGCCUCUGAGCGUUUACAAAGGGAACACAGAAGAAGAAGUAACGAUGAGAACAGAAAUGAGGCAAUAGAGAGUGACAGCUCUGGGACAAACGAGCACUCCACAUUUGAUCAAGUAGUCUCUACUUCCUCUCACUCUGCUGCUGGUAUGCCCACUAACACCUCUAUGGAUGGUUCCUCUGAAAAUACUCCUCUCAAGGCCUUUGAAGACCUCAAGAGGGAGAAUGCCACACUGCGUUCAGAGCUAUAUGAUGCACGAGAAGAACUGCAAAAACGUCUUGAGGACCUAGAAGCCCAACGACAGGCCGAGACAGAAGCCAGGACCCGGCUCAAACAACUCAGCCGCAAACGUGCUAGCCAAGCUGUGGAUAAGGACGAGAAAGAAAAGGAAUGGAGGGCACAGCUGGAGAGUGAGAGGACUGAGACAGAAAGGUUAAGGAAGGCCAUGUUGUCAUUGGAGACAGAGAUGAAAAGAGAAAGGGAGGAAAUAGAAAGGAAGGAGCGAGAGGAGGAGGAGGAGAAAAACAAAGCACUAGAAGACCGGGAGAGUAAAUUGAUAGAACUUAAUAUUCAGCUAAAGAAACAGCUGGUGGAGGUGAAAGCCAAGCUGGCUUUAGAACAAGAAGAGAGAAAGAGAGAGGAAGAGGAGAGAAACCAAAUAAACACAGACAUAGAUGUAAAGGAGGAGUUGAGCAAGAAACUGGAAGAACUCCAAGCUGAAUUGGAAGAACUGAAGUGCGGCAGAGAAGAAGACUCACUGGAAGAGGAUAAACUCUCAGUUGCCAACAGCCAGCUGACGUACCUGACACUCCAUGAUGAUGAUGAUCUUAACUCCAACAUUGUUCGCUGUGACAACAAGCUCCUCCCUUCGCCAGAAAUGAACCUCCUCUUCUGCCAGUCCACCAACCAACGGAACAUACUUGUAUCUCAGGCCACAGCAGAUCUCAUCCAGGAAGAGCGAACAGUGAUAGAUCCAGAAUGCUCAGUUCUGGAAGAUGACAGACAAAACUAUCUGAAAGGGUCUUCCGUGUCAGACCACAAAAGGUCACUUUCUGACCUCCAGAAGGUUGAGCCAGCCUUCUCAGAUUUGACAAAAGAGGUAGAACGCCUGACGAAGGAGAAUACAAAAGAGAGAGAACGUGCUAACCAGUACCAGGUUAAACUGGAGGCCCUGCAAAGCCAGGUGACAUGUCAGACAAAGCAGCUUACCACAGCUUUUGAGAAGCAGAGUCAGUACAUCUCUGGUCUUUUAGUUGAGCUGCAAGAGAAGGAGAGUACCCGCCUAAUCCAGGGAGAGGAACUGCAGCACUACAAGCAGGAGCUGGAUGCACUCAAGGCUGAAAAAGAGGGAGCGGAGAAGAAAAGAAGAGAUGAGAUGACGGUCAAAGUGGUGGAGGAUGGAGAACAAAAAAAAGAGACAAAAGAUGAGAGGUUGGUGGAGAUCUCAAGGCUUCAGGCAAACCAGGAAAAGAAAAGUGCUGUCAACCUCCUUACUUCAAACUCUCCGGCUGACGGUUACUCUGAUGCACAGAAAGAUACAGGUCAACUAGAAAUUGUGACACCUGAUCAAAGACUAACACCUUAUAGUGACAAAUCAGACAGUGAAGCCCUAUGGUCAGGGGAACAGCAUCCAAGCGCUCAGCCCAAGACUCAGAGUAACCAUGACUCUGCAUGUGUGAUGGGUGAGACAGAGUGCAGUCAAGAAACAGCAAACGUGGUUGCAGAACUACUCGUUCUCCAACGGGAGAAUCAGCUGCUGAAACAAAGAAUAGAGGGCUUGACUGUCUCAGACACCAGGACCCCAUUAUUACACACUGACAGUGAAGACCAAGAAGACCCAGCCACGCAAAGCCAAAACACAGGAAAUGCUGCUCUGGCCUGCUUGGUGGAGCAGAGGUCACUCAGUGUGCCGAAUGACAUCACCACUGACGCACGGCAGUUACUGGUGCAGGAUGUGAAGAGGAGGGAAGAUGGGAGGAUUACAAAGGCUGAAGAGUUGGAGGCAGCAUCUGAGCUUCAGACCAACCGCCUACAGCAACAGGUGGAGGAGCUGCAGAUGAGGCUACGGACUCUCUCUGCGGAGACCCAGCAGCAGGCCGGAGAGCUUCUAAUGUGGAAACUUGCCUCCCAACCAGCGCCAACAUUUGACCAGUUCCUUUCUAACACAGACAAACCAAGUAAGACCCUGGACCAGAUAUCUGCUGUCAGACAGUCACAGUCAAACCAACAGGCUGGCCAGGUUCAGGUUCAGGAUCCUUACCUGGGUGUUCAGGAGAGCCCUGGUAAUGUGACAGUCGUCAGAGAAGAUGAGUUAUUCUUCUCAUGCACCUCCAACAAACUGCAGGGUUGCAUGUUGUUUUCCAGGCUUCAGCACAGUAACCUCUUUGAACCAAAGAACGCCCAUCCCUCUAAAAAGACUGCAGCUCUUCAGGAAUAUGAUCAGGAAUCUGCCAUGGUUGACAAGGAAUCUGAAAAAGAAAACCUGGAGAUCAACCUAUUGCAUCAGUCAAAUACCUGUCAAUCACAACACAAAGAGGAGAGAGACACUGAAGUUAUUCAAAUGAUAUCUGAGAAAAUGGGUCAACCAAAUGCCACCCAAGAUUCCCACAAAGUCUCAGGACCAAAGCGGGCCAAAUCAGCUGAGUGUUACACAGGGAAUCCUGAGGCCAAAUCAGAUGCUUCCAGAGCAACCAAUGAAAUAAACAAUGAAAUAAACAAAACAAUUGAUUCUUCAGACAGAUAUGUCAGGGAAGAAAUGAAAAGUGUCAGCAGUCAAACCGAGGAGAGUUUAUAUCCUCGCAGUGCUCCAACAGCCUCUGAACUCCACUGUGCAUACACACAGACUGAGGAGGAGGAGGAGAAAGACGAAGAAGAGUUAGUGAAAUCACCCCCUGUCUCUCAUGUCUCUCCUGUCCCAUUAUGUGAGGGGGCAGAGUUAGGAGACAAAAUGUUGUUUUCGGGUUCCUUCCCUAUCCCAGCUGACCCGGCCCGUCUGGCUGAAAGAAUCCGCCGUAACAGGACACAGCUGUCAGCCGCUUUUGACGACACAGAGUAUGAACCCUAUGGGCUGCCGGAAGUCGUCAUGAAAGGUUUUGCCGACAUCCCCAGUGGUCCCUCCUGCCCCUACAUUGUGAGAAGAGGUCUGUUAGGCACAUCUGUCGUACCUGUUCCUCCAAAAGACCCGAGACAGGAGGAAGAGACAGAUUAAAACAUAGAUACAGAUCUGGUGAAAAGAAGGGAUCACUGUGGCUUGACCAUGAACCUCAGUGAUGGACAACAGCAGCCAUGCAGGGACACUCCAGUCCCCAGCAACCUGAAGCACUUGAGACCUUCAAACCAACACAGGACCAGUUUAAAAAGGGCUGCCAUCACACAUGGACGUUUGUGUAUGUGCAGGUAACUGGGUCUGCAUUGGCAGAAUAAACACUUCCAUUGUGUGGUCACUUGUUUAUGCUCUAAUUGCUGCACGGAGACUUUGCUGGUUUUUUGACAUCACAAAGCUGUCACUUUUCACCUACUUUAUAUUUAGGUACAGUGGUAGUGAUUUAGUGUUGCUUGUUGAUGUUUAUUUGAAGUUUACAACCACUUUUCCAAAGGGAUUGUUUAGUUUUUUAGUGUGUCUGCAUUAACUUAUGGGUCUAGCUGCAGCCUACUUUGAAUAAAACAGUGCCUAGUGGAUGCUUUUCUAAACAAGUGCCUGUCAAGAUAAGUGUGACUUGUUUUCCCAAAGGGUGAAACCAAGAGAGGCCUGUUGUGAAAAUGUGAUAUGUUUUUUUCUUUUCAAUCCUUGAGGUGGCUGCUUGAUGGCCACUUGUAAGUGUGUUAUUUGUAGGCCGGUGUUUACAAAAAUUAUGUGAAAGUGUAGUGAGCAUGUGUGUGACGUUAGCUGUGAAUAUGGACAUGUGUGUCCUCAUCUUGACGUUACUGUUUGUGCAUAUGUGAGUGUGUGGGAGAGAGAGAGAGAGGGGCGAGCACAUGUCUAUGACUCAGUCCAACCUGCUUUGGUUUCCGCUCCAUGUAUGGUGAUACACACUGCGCUCCCUCUCUCAUCCUCCUGCUGCUUUGCUUCUCUGCCUUACACUAACGAGCACUCAGUGGUUGAAUUUACCAAAAACUAAUCAUUUGAAGCUUUAUUUUAUGAGCAGAGGGUACAGAUAAAUUCAUUUGGUGUUUUUGAUCAGAUAUUAUUUAUUUGAGUGAUGUGCUUGUUUUUGGUAGAUUUUGGUUUUGCACAUUUGUUACUGUGCCAUACACAACAGUAGCCCACAUGUAUGUACACUGUAGAUUUUGUGGAUGCAUUUUAAGUUGAAAUGCAAUUUUGUAUUAUGCCUUCUAACCGAGGAUAUCACCACUUUUCUUGCUUACAAGGUUUGACCAGUAAGUUAAAGGAUAGGUUCACAUUUUUUCAAGUCUAUCUUAAAAUGACUCAUUAUGAUUUUUUUGAUUAUGCCUGUCUUUUAUUGUAUUUUUUUUAUAUAUAUUUUAUUUUUUUUAUUUUUUUGUGUGUAUGUAAUAAAUACAAAAAAACACAUUUCACUCCAAAUGGAGCUUUCUCUCCCACAGGCACUUUUUCUCAACUGCCUAAAAACGGCUCGCCCACAUUCCUGUUUUAAAUUCAUCAAUUAGUUAUUUGAGAAAGCCCAGUUUUACAUUUCUGCUGCCUAUUGGUGCUGCCUGAGCAUGCACAUCCCACCCAAUGGCUUGUUUGAAUUUGGUUGACCAAUCACAACAGAGUGGGCCACCUGACCAAUCAAAACAGACUAGGCUAUUUCAGAAAAAGGGCCGAGAGCUCAGACAGUGUUUCACGUGGAGACACUGUUGCAAUAGGCAGUAGAAGCAUAAUGUGUUUUUUUUUUAUAUCAAAGCAUGUAAACCAAUUUUGGUAGACCCCAAGAGCACAAAUAUGAUGCUGAAAAGGAGUGUAAUACGGGCUCUUUAAUUCUAUACUCACAUGCCCACAUACAACAUGACAUACAUGCAACACAGCUAAUAAAAAUUGGUGUUUACUUGCCGAGUCCUGUUGGAGGAAUAGUAACAAAAAUCGGGAAGUUCAUAUUAAAAGACUAACUACCUGCUUGAUUUUGUCUAACUGUGGCCUUUUUAUUAGCUUCAGAAAUAAGACUGCUGAUUAAUUACACUGAAUUUGCUUUAAGAAAGGUUCUCUUUGUGCCGAGUAUGGACAGAGGGAACUAUUAGACCAUUAAUUAUACGUAUCGGCAUGUGAGCAUGUUUAAAGACAGACUUUAAAAAAAGGUGAAUCUGUCUUUUUUAUUUUUUUUUUUUUUUGAAACCUUGCUGAGCUGUCUUUCAAUGCCGGACAUAUUUUUGUUAAGUGUGGAGUGUUUUUUUCAUGUUUAUAUUUUAUUUAAAGGUAGAGUAGUUCUUUCCCAGUCUUGACUCAGUCAGAACCAGUGUACUCGAUGCCAUCACAAUUCAUUUGCCAUGCUGACACCCCCCCGCCCAACAUAUAAACAAACACACAUUCCCCACACUGUCAGCUGCCUUCAUAUCUCUGGGAUCUGUAGUCAUUUGGCAGUGAGGUAGGAUUGUCAGACUCACUGUGUAUUUGUUGACUUUGUUUUGAACUCUUUCAUGUGAAUGUAUCUGUGUUGUUUGCAGCUGGAAUAAAAGGCUUGCUCUUAAUUUAACUGUU
Etheostoma spectabile (orangethroat darter) is the source of this 7751-nucleotide messenger RNA. Its product is annotated as centromere protein F. Gene Ontology annotation, cellular component: nucleus; spindle pole; chromosome, centromeric region. Gene Ontology annotation, biological process: regulation of G2/M transition of mitotic cell cycle; mitotic cell cycle; metaphase chromosome alignment. Gene Ontology annotation, molecular function: dynein complex binding; microtubule binding. The coding region runs from base 339 to 5306 and encodes 1655 amino acids. Lineage: Eukaryota; Metazoa; Chordata; Actinopteri; Perciformes; Percidae. The transcript has 20 exons. The record is from RefSeq and is a predicted model, not a curated record.